Messenger RNA from Ruditapes philippinarum (Manila clam), 3321 nucleotides. RefSeq lists its product as uncharacterized. Bases 257 to 1363 code for a protein of 368 amino acids. Gene Ontology annotation, cellular component: nucleoplasm; chromatin. Gene Ontology annotation, biological process: positive regulation of DNA-templated transcription. Lineage: Eukaryota; Metazoa; Mollusca; Bivalvia; Venerida; Veneridae. Gene Ontology annotation, molecular function: zinc ion binding; ubiquitin-protein transferase activity. The transcript is spliced from 2 exons. The record is from RefSeq and is a predicted model, not a curated record.
UUUAAAAGAUAAAUAUAGUUUGUCAUUGGCAAGAGGGUGAAUCUUUACAAAUAACUUAAGAGCUAAAAUUGGAGAUGAUAAUUAUAGAAAGUAAAAAAGGAAUAAGUUAAAUAUCAGUACAGGAGUAAAAGAGAAAUUUGAAAACUUAAGAAGUGUGAUUAAGUGUUAUGUUUAAAAUGACUGUGAAAUGAAAUUGGGACAGCUUUAUUGGUGAAUAGAUCAGUUCAGAUAACACGUUGAACAAAAUUUCUACAAAAUGGCUACUGGUAAACAAAUAGAUACGGAUAUUCUUUCAGAUGAAAUAUUUGACGUGUUAUGUUCAAUGUGUAAAAAUAAAGGAAGAAACGCUGAAGGUGAAAAAUACUGUGUAGACUGUAAGGAUUAUUUCUGUAUAACUUGUGUUCAAGUACAUAGUCAAGUGCCUCUGUGUGCUGGUCACAAUGUGCUGGAUAAAUCUCAAGUAAAGUCAGGAACCAGCAAAUGUUACCCGAGGGCCCUAGCAGAGAGAUGUGACAAACACAGUCAUAAACACAUUGAUAUGUACUGUCAGAUCCAUGAUAAUGUUGGCUGUUCUACAUGUAUGGCAGUUGAUCAUAGAUUAUGCAAGGAUACAUUCUACAUACCAGAACUUAUCCAAAAUAACACAUACCAAAUUUCUUCAAGAGAAAUUCAAACAAUGUUGAAAGCGUUAGCUACCACCCUUGCAGAACAAGCUGAUAGAUUUAAACAGGAUAAACAAAGGCUGUUAAAGAGGAAAGCAGAACUACUGGCUGAUAUCAGAAAAUUCCGUCAAGAAAUCAAUGACCAUCUGGACAAGCUAGAGAAAAGUUCUAUAGAUGAGAUAGAAGAUAAAGUAAAAUGUUUUGAAGACACGAUAGAAGAUGGUCUCAAACAGCUACAAGCAAAUAAGUUUAGGAUUACAUCAGCCAGUGAUAAAUUAGCAUCUAAAAAAGCAAAUCCAGCUGAAGUGUUUGUUUAUGUUAAGAUGGCAGAAUAUGCUGCAAAUGUUGCCAACAAUUAUGUAGAGCAUACCAAAAUGAAAUGUACGGUAGAAGACAUAAUGUUUCAACCUGAUAGAACAAUUCUUACACAGUUAGAACACAGGAACACCCUGGGUACAUUAUCAGAGAAACUUACAAAGACCUCUGUUAAUUUAUUUCAGAUUAAAGGAAAUAAAUCAUAUAAUGUAAAAGUAAAGUCUGGUAAAUAUGAUUGUUAUACCAGCAGUGUCUGUUGUAUGGAAGAUGGUUCAAUAAUUCUAGUUGAUUACAUGAACAAGAAGCUUCAACGGUUACACAGUUGUAAAUAUACUGUCACUGACUACUGCGAUCUACCUGCAUAUCCCAUGAAGUGUGAUCAAUAACACACAAGUAGCAGUAACUGUUCCAUUACAAAAAGAAGUUUAUUUCAUUUCUCUUCAAAGACAAAUGAAAGCAACAAACAAGAUUAACACUGAUUUUGAAUGUUGUUGUAUUGUAUAUGCAAACAAUGAUUUAUAUAUUUCAGAUUGUGAUACAUCAGUAUAUAAGUAUACAUUGUCUGGUAGAAAGCUUUAACAGUUCAGUAAGUAUCAAUCAGGACAUGAGCUGUUUUCUGAAAUAUGCGGUCUAGCUGUCAGUAAGGAUUCUACAAGGAUUUAUGUUGCUGACUGCAUUGAUGGACUAACAGUACUGGACAACAAUGGUCAGGUUGUUACAUUAUUUAAUGAUAAACAAUUAGAGGGGGCUUCAUGCUGUUCUCUUACUGAAGCUGGUAGUGUGCUGGUAUCUGGAUGUGGCUCCAAUAAUGUUUUACAGUUUACAUGUUAUGGUGAUCUGAUAGGAGCUGAAAGUAGAAAGCGGGGAAUAGUGUCAGUCUGUUGUAAUCAACAAAUGUCAAAGAUGUGUAUAAGUAGAUAUAUAGAUGACAACAUUGAAGUGUAUGAUAUCUAAUCUUUUAAGUAAAUAUAUGAACCACUAUCAAUAAAAAUAUUAUUUAAAUAUCAUCCUGAUUCAUAUGUAAAAUUUGAUAUUCAAACAUAAAAUGUAAAAAGAAAAUAAAGUCACUUCAAUAACUUGAUUGUGACAAGUAUAUACAUGUACAAUAUGUAAUGAUACUAGUUUAAUUAAUUGUGAAUAUACAUGAAUUAUGCUGAAAAAUUUAUUUGAUUUAUCAAGUACAUUAUAUUGUUGCAUUAUGAUUUCAUAUAAAAUGGAUUCAUAUUUUUAAUUGUAUGUUGUGUAAAUGAGAUUGUGUUCAUGAGUGAAAUAUAAUCUAAACGCCUAAAUUUCUAAAUUUAUUCUUUUUGCAUGACUUUAAGAGUGAGGUUUUGCGCGCCUAAAACCGGUUUAAACUCCCCAGUGGUUUAUCAACCACUGACCGUUCGAAGGCGGUACCCCUCUGUGUUCCUUCACGUGUUUUUCAUGUCUGUGUUGUUACUUGUUUUUGACUGUUUACAUGUUUUGUGAUGUCUGCCUUGUUGGAUUGUCGUUUACGGUAGGUAUUUUCUCACACCCCUUCCAUUUUAUAACCCACUCCCCUUUCACCCUUACAGCCCUUAUCCCUUUAAUUCCCAUAUGGGCCCGUUUUAGUUUAUAUUAAUCCACACAUUACAUGUCCUCUCUUUUCACCGCCCUUAUGUCCACUCCAGGUUUUGGUUUGGUGCCUUCUGGGUGCCCUAUGAACGUUGCCUUUGCCUUGUUGAUCUUUAUUCUUGUCUUUUAUUAAGUUAUAAUAUGUGAGUUCCUUCUUGACCAAAUACUGCUUAUUAUGUAAUAAAUAUUAUACCAAAGACAAACAAGGUGUCAUUUACAUUCAUAUUCUUUUAACAAUUUUAUUUUAGUGAUUAUUAAUAACAUUUAGUGAGUUGAAUGGUCAUUUUAACAGUAAAAAACCCUCACAAGUUUCUUUCUGUUGUUAUUUGUAUUACAAUUCAUACAAAAUUAAUUCUAUGGCAACCUGAAUGCAGUCACAUGAAAUAAAUUGAGGAAUCAUAUCAACUCAUGAUUGAUUUUACUUGUGACAAAUUUUGCUGGUUGGUUGGUUGGUUUUACCAGCACAGUUUCAUAUGACUCAGUAUCGAAAUAGGAAAGCACAUUUUGGCUACUAAGAUUUCCCCUUAAACUAUAUUGCAUUAUUCUCAAAAUACUUAUCAUCAGGUUAAUACAUUCUUCAAUUACUUUGAUUUGAAAGAAAAAGUCAGUAAUUGUCUAUAAAUUCAUUGUGUAACAAAUAUUGUUUUUAUGUAAUGUUUGCCUCAAACCAGUAUUGUUUUUUUAAAAAAAUACCUUGUUGUAAAUUCAAAUUAAGGACACAAAGUCAAAGUGACAUAAAGCAAAUGAA